This is a messenger RNA of Umbelopsis ramanniana AG, 435 nucleotides long. RefSeq lists its product as uncharacterized. Bases 4 to 219 code for a protein of 71 amino acids. Lineage: Eukaryota; Fungi; Mucoromycota; Umbelopsidomycetes; Umbelopsidales; Umbelopsidaceae. The transcript is spliced from 2 exons. The record is from RefSeq and is a predicted model, not a curated record.
AACAUGUGCGACCUCAAUUGGUGUCCCGUGUGCGAAACCGCGAUCUCACCCCACUCGUCAUCUUUGUAUUGUUCACACCACUGUUUUCAGUUGGACGCACUAGGACCGUCUACAGGUUUAUCGCUGAAAGCGUCUUAUCAAUCCACAGCUAGCCUAUCCCCUAAGCCUGCGUUAUCGCUAGCCCCUAUCAAGCACUCAUCCCGAGCCAACAUGACAUGAGGUGCUUUUUUGUAAACGUACAAGAUCGCCCAUGUGCACAUCUGUCUUUUAUUCUACUGUUCAUAAUAAACCAUCCUUCAUUCCAAGGUGUUGCUUUUGCAUUUCGUCAUUUGAGCAACGCACAGGGUCACUCCAACGUUAGUCAGAUGUGUAUAUAAGUACUAUAAACGCAGCAGGCUGAAAACCCUAUCAUGGUCGUGGAUUACCCAAUAUGGC